ACAUUCAGUCGUCACUCCACUUGAAUUUGUCGCCCACACUGCGUCCAACAGCUUUUUUUUUCCAAUUUGCAUACCGGGUGUUUUUAAUAGCUAACAUAUUUCAUAAUUAGCAGCUAUGGCGUUUUCCAAAUCCGCAUCGAUUGCACUGUUAUUGGUGGCAACAAUUUGCUGUUCCAUCGUGAACGCAGGCCAGGUCGUUCCUCUUCCUUCCGCUGUCGAUCGCCAAUCCAAGCAAAUUCACUUGGCUCCUUCCCAAUUCUAUAACUACUACGAUCCAGGCUUCCAGUAUCAGAUGUUGAUCCCAACAGAAAUCGACAACUCAAAAUUGACAUCAGGCGAUGAUUCCGAAUCGGAAGCGUUGCUGCAAGGAAGACAAAAUCUGCCCAUAACUGCCACCCCAGCUGCAUCAGAGUGUGUCAUAACCGAUUCCGGGAAAAACGGCUUGGGCGGUUGCACGAAAGGAUCGCAAGCGGCUUCAGGAAACAUCGAUCUUAAAUUCACUGCCGCUAACCAAGGAGUCGUCAUUGCACUCGUGCCAAACCCCAAAAGAUAUUCCAAAGUCAAGAUCACUUGUUCGGAAAUCACCGCUGGCGUCAAGGCCUUUACGAAAACUGCCAAAAUUGCGGCGACGACGGAUACGCCCGUGACCGAGUUGAAACAAACGCAAAUUCUAGUUGUUAGUGCUGCCGAUAAGGACGUGUUCAAGUGCAGUUGGGAAUCCUCUUAAUAAUCCAACAUGUCCAGGGCUUUUUCUCCACGAGUCAAUGGUGUAUCGACUACAUUAUUGUCGUUGCUGUGGUGGUAGCAUGUUAGACGUCCAUGAAAUAUUUAAUAAAUUGUAUUUGAAAACCCUUUUGAAAAAUAAACAUCAACAUCCCUAAA
Messenger RNA from Daphnia pulex (common water flea), 882 nucleotides. RefSeq lists its product as uncharacterized. The coding region runs from base 116 to 727 and encodes 203 amino acids. The transcript has 5 exons. The record is from RefSeq and is a predicted model, not a curated record. NCBI's taxonomy places the organism in Eukaryota, Metazoa, Arthropoda, Branchiopoda, Diplostraca, Daphniidae.